Molecule: messenger RNA, 906 nt
Organism: Pelmatolapia mariae (spotted tilapia)
Lineage: Eukaryota; Metazoa; Chordata; Actinopteri; Cichliformes; Cichlidae
Gene: ccl25b
Product: chemokine (C-C motif) ligand 25b
Exons: 5
Coding region: 152-427 (91 amino acids)
Biological process (GO): immune response
Cellular component (GO): extracellular region
Molecular function (GO): chemokine activity
Source: RefSeq, a predicted model, not a curated record
AGGGCAUGAUGUGCAAUAUAAGAGGGCGGGCUGCUAUGGACCAACAUUUUUCCUUCUAGGACAUCUUUUGAAGGACUGGAUGUGAUCAGUGAACAACACAUCAAGAACAGCAGCAACAGCAGAAAGAACAGCAGCAGGAACAACAGCAACCAUGAAGUUUCACGCUCUUGUCUUCAUUUUGCUCUUCGCCUGCAUGUACCUGAGUCUCGCACAAGGCUCGUACGGGAACUGCUGCCUCGGCUAUGUCAAAGACAUUAGAAAGAAGGCAAACAUCGUCAGUUACGCCAAGCAGGAAUCAGAUGGUGAUUGCAACAUCAGAGCAAUUUUGUUUACGAUGAAGAGAAGGCCAAAACCUGUGUGUGCCAACCCAGCUGACGAUUGGGUCCAGAAGGAGAUGGGAAAGCUGGAUGCAAAAAAGAAGCAAUAGGCCACCAAAAGGAGCAAAAACAGAAGGAAAGAGAGAACAGCGGUCUCUUCAGGCCCCUGUCAGGCAUCGUAUAUCAUCUUUAACAAGAUGGAUUGUGUUUCAGUAGAUUAGGCAUUUCCUGUUGCUGAUGGUGAAUCAUGUACACAGUUCUCUGAUACAGAAACAAACUGUAUUCUUAAAGUUAUAUCCAGUAUAACGAAAAGUCAUUUAUAUGAACCAUCUAUGAUAGUGUUCCCUUCUCUGUGAUGUGUAGCGCCUGCUAGGAAUGAGCCUCUCUUUGGCAGCUUUGAAAUGUGAAUAAAUGUAUUUUGUAUGUGAGAAAAGAACGUGUGUAAAAAAAACACUUUAAGACUAAGCUGAGUUUGUUUUGUUUUUAUAUAUACGUUUAUAUCUACGACAGAGUUCCUAAUUUUUGUAUCAGCGCUCUAAUUGUACUUUGUGUUUUUCUAUUGCAAAUAAAGUCCAAAUGCAAACAAAAA